CGAAAAAUGGCGGACUGUCUUGCAGAUUUUGAAAGUGUAUAAAGUGCUUCUUUAAUUUGACGCUUCCAUGGCUGACGGAUUUGGUGCAAUUACGUGGUGGGGAUUUAGCCCAGCUCUUGAUCUGCAGGACAGAUAUCAGUGUAAGUUAUGCUCCAGCUGAUAAUCAUACGAAUAAGGUUAUCUCUUCUGCCUGGUUCCUGUUUAUUUCUUACAAAUACGAUUGGAGAAUUAACUUUAAAAAACUUGAUAAUGAGGACCAACAGAAUUUUGUUUACUACACCAGGUCAGCUUGAUACAUGAUCUUGAGCGGUCAAACUCGGAAAGAAAGAAAGGUUAUUCUUUGUCAACUUGGUUCUGUUUUCAGGGUUGUCAAGGGGAAAAAAUGGUGACAGUUUCUGUCCGUAGUUAAUUCUAUUUAUAUUUUUCUAUCCCACAGCUUUAGCUUCCAAGAUUAAAAAUUUGAACAUCUCAGAGUCACAUGGUGCCAACAAACGAGGUAAGUAGCAGUCUACGUUCAGGAGGCAUGAUGGAACUAGUUGUUUGGAAUCUGUCGUUGUUAUUCAGCACUUUAUUUUAAAAUGAUUUCAACGAUGCAUUUUAAAUUCUCAUUAUUCAUUGUUAUUGUUGUUGUUUCUUUUUCUUAACCUUAACAUUAGUGUUCACAUUCUCUGCACUGAUCUCUCGACAUCUUUAUGGUACUGGCAAGGAGAAUUUUUCUAACAAUCAGGAGCUUCCUAAAUUGGUGAUUGUUUCCUUAAUUCUCUGGACCUUUAUGUUUGAUUUAAGGAUGAUAAUGUGAGGAGAAAUAAGAUGUCAGUCACCCCAAGGGGUUAAAGGGCUUAACCCUGCCAGAAGCGGUUAACACACAAGGUCACCUUAGUUAUUAAUUUCUCCAAAGUUUUGAUUUUUUUUUUGCCAGGAAAAUGUAAUAUCCUUCUGAUAGGAGCAGGUGAUUGUCGACACAUUCUAAAGACCAUUGCACAUACCUACAGACAUGAGAGGAGAGAACUUUGUGUGAGUUUGAUAAAUGAUUUCUUCCAUGUUUUGAUCACAGAGAGAUAUUUCAUUAUCUGCUUGUAAUUUCAUCCACAACUUAACUUUUGUGCUUGCAUUUCAAGCAUGAAAAUCCUUUGAAGUUCAACAUCCUAACCUCUUUCUAUACCAAUUGUUUUACUCAACAGAUCUGUGUUGUUGAGAAUAAUCUUGAGAUUUAUGCAAGACAUCUUUUGCUUUUGUCCAUUGCACUGGAACCAAAAGAAAGACUUGGCUUGCAAGGUGAGCUGUGGAUCACAAUUUUGUUACAAUAUACAGUAGCCUGUUCUGAGCCCUUGGCUGUUGUGAUAACUUAAAAGUUGACUGAUGUGGAAAAAUGUGAAAUAGAGGAGACUGAGCUGGGGAUUGAAUUCUUCUGUCAUGUUAGACUUGCCUGUUCUCAUUUUCGUUUGUUUUUCUGAUGGUUAUUGAUUAAAGUUGUGUCUGAAUAGACAAAAAUCUGUGACCUGUUACCUAUUGUUUUACAUUCAAUACUGUUACUCAUAAUUCAAAGUUUGAAAAUGAAAUAAAAAGAGAUUUUCAACAUUGACACUUCAUGAGUUCUUCAAGAAGACUUCAUAGAUGCUGAGAUCAGAACAAAUCUUUUGAGCCCCUCAAUUUUCAACCAGGUACCAUUAAGUUCUCUUCAAGGUUGAUCAGAAAGGUACAUUUAGUAAAAGAGUGUUUUUUCAUGUACAGUUUUUGGAACUUCUGUAGUUGCAAAGUGAUAACUUACUCUGUGGGAUGGUAUAUAUUGAGGCACUGAAAUGCAGUUUUUUUUACCUUCUAUUCAACUUAUUGGUAGAAAUAUUUAUAUCCUUUUAAAGACUGUAACAAUUUCCUUUUAUUUUAGAAAAGACAGAGUUGUUUCUUGAGCUGUUUGGGAACAGUCUUGUGAGACCACAAGCCAGUGAGUACUUGCAGCAAAAGUCAUCUGAAUUUAUCAGGUUACUAUACUUUGCUUUGUUGGAUCAUAAUAAUGAUUUAAAUUCCCUUGAAAUUAACUGAAAAGAAGAAAUAGAAAAAACCUUAAAAUAUUUGCAUAAUAUAAUUAAAAGAAGAGUAACAACAAAAUCAUACAAUGACAUUGUGUUAGAGUUGUAAGCUGUUGGGUUUUACCGUAUUUCUUUUCUUCCAGGAUGGUCACGGAUUCUGAUUACCUUGAAGCUCACCUUCCAGUGUUCAACUUUUCACAGCUGAAGGUUGCUAUCAAAAUAAUUUUAUUCUAUCUUAAGACUGUGAUCAUUUGAGUCGCUGUAUGACAAUACUGUAGACCCAAAAAGUGGUACUUUUCUCCUGUUAAAUGUGGCUCUCUCGUAUGCCACUAAACUUCCCACAAUACCUCUGUUUUGGUGUUUCAUGGCAGCCAACUUACUAUUGCUGGUGGCCAGAAGAGAAAAAUUUCAGCCUAUGACCAACAUUAUGAGCACAGUCCACACCUGAUAUGACUCAGAGUAACUGAGACAAACCACAAUCAAAUUUGCUGGGUUUAUGGCAGAUUUUUGGUGAGAUGCAUCUGUAUGGUGCUCAAAGCUCCUUUGCAUUUUUUGUUCUCCUUACAUUUAACAGUGAGGAAUUUUUUGUUCCUUUGUCGUUUGUUUGCAGAGGAUUGUGUGCUCUUUAUUUGGAUAGAUUUGAUGAGAGUUACUUGCACUUUCAGAGAGAAAUAAUUUUCCAGACUCUACUGAGAGGAAUUUUUUAUAUUUUGGGCUUGGGAAAUUUAUUGGUGUUAAUAUUUUACUGUUAAUUUAUCUGCUGCAAGAUUUUCUACUUUAUUAAAUGCAGAAUGGUUACCUAAGUUAAAAAAUCACUCUUAAGUCACUAACUAGUAAAAAUAUAUGUGGUUGUAAUGUAAAACAUUCGUAUUAAAACUAUUUCUGAUUAUGUUUAUUAGUUUAAAGAAAGAGAUCAGCUGGAGAGCAUAUUUAAAUUCUGGAGAAAUUCAGAUCCCAAAAUAUUUGACAUCUGCAGACACUGGUAGGGUUUUGGCUGCAAUUUCUUUUACAUUUUUACUCUUUGAUUUAGGGUGAAAUAUUGAAUGAAAAAAACCUGCACAGCAUCUGCUUUUGCAUAAUUGCUGAUAAAUUUUCAAUUGCUUUUGCUCCCUUUUCUCUUUGCUAGGCUUAUGACAAAAAGAAUAACAGCUCUCCAUAUUUGAUGACCUAAACCAUCUUUCUUAUCCUGUUUUCUUAAAAUGUUUUUGAAAUUGCGUAUCCUAGCAGUAAAAAAAGGAAAAUCAUUUUUUCGAAGAAGAGGAUGUGAUUGGCUCAUGUUGGAAAAAUUACGUGUGUUAUGCAUGAAUACAAAAGGAUUUAUCAAAGGAUAGGAGAAGGAAGAGAAAAUUGUCCUUUGGAAAUAUUUGAGAAUAUUUCAAUAUGUCAUGUGCUUGGCAAAUGUGAACCUAGAAAAUUACCUACUUUGCCAAAAAACUCUCUGUCGUUAAUGUAGUGGUUGAGUAUAGGACCCUGAAGUUGGAAGGUUUAAGAUCUCUAAGACAUUUUUCUGUUGAGUCAUCAAAGGUUGUGUCUCAUUGAAAUAUAAAACUGAAAACAGAUCUUAUCUUAUCAUUCAACAGAAAUGACAGUCAUAACUCACUGAAAACAAAAGUUUUGCCAUCCUCUGGAUAAUUUCAAUAGUACUUUCUCUCACAGCAUUUUAUGAUGAUCUGAUGUUAUUUAAUGAUGUUUUUGUGUAGGGAUGAGAGGUUGAGGCAGUACCUUGCUGUUCGCUAUGACUCUGGGGAGAAUGUUUAUGACUGGGACUACAGUAUGAAAUUGUCCAAAAAGGUAAAUUGAGUGACAUUGCUGGCUGGGACAAUUUAGUGGUUACUACUUUCACUGCACAAUUCCUCUUUCCAUGAGAGGAAAGUGUGUUUGGCUCGACUGUGCGAUUCAUUGGUGCCAUUGGCUUAAUACCUGGAUGUGUCGAAUUUUCAGAAGUGCCUUUGAGGCUAAAACUGAUGUCGCUAACUUUUGAGGCAUUUUCUGCGUCAAGCAAAAUUGCCUUGACUUUGUUUUUCUCGUAAUUGGUCCAGACAACUUGCGCCAUUCUCGCAACCAAUCAGAUUCAAAACUUAAAACCGAUCGCAGCUAAGUCAAUUGCAUUUUCCCGCGUUUCAGACAACUUGCUUGUUUCUUCUCUGAGUUCUCAUUGGUACACGUGGUAUGGAACUUUUAAUGGAACCAUAAACAAGAUAAUCACUCACCAGAAAAAAUUUUAAAAUUUACCUGGCCCAAUUGGAACUCAAAGUAAAAACAAGUUUACUCCUCGGGAAAGGGAAAGGGGAAUUCAUAAUUUGUCAAGUAAGCGAGUCAUCUAAAUAUAUUGCUUCUUUUAUAUCGCUUUUAGGCAUCAAUCAUCAAUAGUCGUGAGUACAAGAGUUGGCGGGAACAGGGUGUAGCGUUUGAGUUACGAAGUGACUCCACUUAUGAAGUUACCAACAGGACUUUGGCUUCUGGUAUCAUCAUUAAAAAGGUAUUUAAAAAAGUGGAACACGAGCCAUAUAUUUUGACGUCUUCUGUCAUGAAACCAUUUGUUAAACAGACCCACAGCAACAUAGAGUCGGUUUUCUUUAUAUGAUAAAAUGGUAAGUGUUGUUAAUAGUGACGUCAUCCAAGCGUCUUACCUCCAAUAGUCAUGAAUAAUAACCAAUGAAAAUGUGUGUAUAAUUCAUGGUAAUUUAAAAAAGCACUUUUAAUUCAACUAAUUUAUUCUUGUUUUCUCAUCACUAUAUUCCCACCAAUAACAUAGUUCCAUUUUAUGCGCCAAAAAAAACCCACACACAACCCACAAUUCCUCUAAUCGCUCUGACGAAGGGCUAACGCUCGAAACGCCAGCCUUUAAACUCUUUACGGUGUCAAUUUACGUUUUCAACUCAGUUGUUAACACUAAAUUACUUGUUAUACUCUCCCACCGACGCAGCACCACAAUUUCUUUAGAAACUACCCCCUUUAUUCAUUUGUGUAUAAUUCAGCUUAUUAUAUAUAAAAUGCUACUUUCUUUCUUCAUGUGUCAGGAUGGAGAGAGAGUUGCUCGCAGAGGCUACUGGGGAGAUAUAAUCAACAGUCCAUAUUUAGCUUUUGGUACUGAAAGUGAAGAGGAAUUUCUUUUUCAAACGUCGAAUGGACAGUAUGUUAGAGUAAGUGAACUUCUUGGGUAGCUUACAUUUAUGUGCCCAUUUUACAUGGCUUUACAGAGACGUUUUCUCAGAUUUUCAUGAAAUCCUGAGGUCAUGGAAUCGGGACCUGAAAUCUACCCACAGGACCUUUCGGGGUUGUCGCGCAGACAUUUUUGAGACCCGGUAAACAGCCGAAGGUUGAGAAUUCUUUUCUCGGUCAGUUUAGUUGAAGACGCUAAAAUCUAUGUAGAUGAAUGUUUGAUUUUUAAACGCGUUAGUUGAAGUUUCCUCGUACUUUGAUUCAUUUACCGCGUGUCAAAAACGUCUGUGUUCCACAAUAUCAAUUGUAGAGUGUGACCCUUCGGCUUGUAACGGUCAGGCGAUGAAGUUGAAUGGUUACGUAUCGAUAGAAAACGUUUCAACUGAGUGUCGUAAAACCAAACCUGAAGUAAUUACAACGGUCUAAGACAGAUUUCGCAAAACAAGGUCACUGCCUAAAGCGUGGGAAAACGUGGGUGACCAAGUCGCGAUUGGCUUUAGUUUGCAUCUGAUUGGUUAGUGGGUGGUGCGAGUUUUCCUAACUAAUCACAGAGCGAAGUAGAUUAAAACUAGUAUAAUACCAGAUUACUUUAGGCACUCAGAUUAAAGUUACUUGAUCUUACCGCACCUUGGUUUGCUCGAUAUGAUUUAAUGCACCGUCAUUGUUGCAUUGCCAUCUUCAUAAACGUGGCUAAUAGCCAGUCAGACCUUCGGAUUUCGUAUCCUGUCGCCCUACCACUGAGAUUAGAGAACUUGAUGGUGACUUCAGACAUGAACUGCAUCAUAUGCGACAAGCUUUCUGGAUCCUGCAACGAAUAGCAAUCUGGAAAGCGUUGAGUAUGAAAAAAUUAGAGGCAAAUUUUCCCAAAUUUUGACCUAUGUGAUGACCCGAAAAGACCCAUACUUUGGGAAACUCGGCAUGCUAUGUUUUCUAACUGUUUUGUUUUUGUAUCAGACAGCAACAAACGUCUCUGAAUACAACAUCACGGCUCUCAUGCAUGAAAUAUUAACAGGAGAAAAAUAUAUCCCGCCAAAAAUUGAGGAUGAAAAGGAAAGAAAGAAAGAGAUGGCUACUUUACAGGAAAUUAGGGAAGAUGAGAUUGAAUCGGAUCAAAUGGGAAAUACGAAAGACGGAGAUACGCCAAAAGAAACUGUACAUGCGACGCAAGGUGAAUUACAGGACUUCCUAUUACAGACCUCCUGUUCUUUUUGUUUUGGUUGUUUCGAGUUAGAAUACUCCCCGGGCGUUUCGCAAAAACCCUGCUAAGCUACUGGUGACGAGCGCAAAAGGCAAGGGAUCACUGCUCCUGACUCAGUCGGGAACAGUAGUCCAGUUGACUAGGAACUCGGAAUGAUUGUAUUUUGUGAUGGAGGGAAGGAAAACUGAAGGAUUCAGAGAAAAAACUUCGACUGAGCAGGAAUGCAAAACAGAUAACAGACUCAACCUCCAUGUGAGCCAGGUUCGCAAAUCGAACCAAAGCAAAAGCGUUGAGAGGCAAGGGCUAUAUUCUGCACCAGUCCUGCUCUCCUAUAAAACUCUGUAACUUAUAUUUCUUCCCAUUUUACAGGGUACAUGGAGUGUCCUGAUGUCAAAGUCACUUUUCUGCCGCUGAAUUGUGUUCCGGAUCUCUCUAAGAAAAGCAAAUACAAUAAGCUAUUUGACGUCAUUUAUUUUUCAAACAGGUAUGUGAUCACGGGAUUAACUAAGAGUCACGUUUCAAUAUUAUGGGCUAAUUUUCACGCCAUAAAAAAUAUUUUAAACUUGUAAAAUACUUUUAAAUAUUGGCCCCGUGUGUGAGAGAUAAACGUAGGAUAGACGAAAAUGAACCAAGGAAGAAUGUAGAAUUUCAGGAUUGGAGAAGAUUGAAGUGGAUUGUUAUUAACAGAUUUGAAACUCUAGCCAAAAUAUCAUUUCAACGUUCUGAAACUGCGACGUGGCUCUUGUAAGUAACAAGUGCGCCAUCUUGUAUGGUUACGCAUACUCUGAUAAGUUAGUGUGUGUAUUUUUACUUUCAGUAUGGUACACUUACUGACACCAGAGGUGAAAGAGAUUUUUUCUGACGAAGCUGUUAUUAUCGCUGAAACAACCAAGUAAGUAUGUUACAUCAAAAGUUUUAUAGUUAUGAGUGACUUCAAUGUAUUAGAAGUAAUGCUGUGUACCUUCCGUGUGCUUGUAGGUUCAUGUUGGAUCUUAAACCGGAACAAAUGCAGGAAUACAUGAAAAAGAUAACUUCAAUGGCUGUGAGUGCUGGAUGCAAGGUAUGUUGACAAAAUAGCAGGAAGACAAAAAGAUAAAAGACUGCAGACUCAAGGCAGACCGACGCACAGGCAGACCGACAGCCAGACAGAUAAACCUCAGACGAUGUGUGGACUGACGGACAGACAGAUCGGAAGCCAGACGUACAGCAGACUAUACAUAGACCGAAGCACAGACAGAGUUAUGCAGUCAGUUAGACAUACAUACUUAAGGAAGAACAACAUUCAACAGACCUUGGGUAAACGGACAGACAGACAGACACUCGAUCUGUGCAAGGUGGACGGACACAUAGACAGAGAGACAUAUAACAAACUCCAUGCAGACAGAAAGAAUCGCAUAGGUCAGAGUCUAGAAAAGCUACCAAACACAUACAUGGGUCAAACUCUACGCAGACUAACAGACAUAUGCGCGAAAAACACAAAGCAGUUAGAUAGACAGACCUACGCCAGACUCUUGGCAGACAGACAGGUGCAAUUUUAUCACUUGAUUAGAAAGUCAUCUUCCAUUUCAAGAUACAAAUAGUAUUCACUGUCUCCCAUCCCCUCUCACGCCAAUUCCUCGUAUCGCGAGGAGCUCUAGCUUGCUUAGUUUCCUCCCAGAGUACCACUCGAGUGAGAGUUUCAUACUUGCGUGACAAGAGACUUUUCUGCGCGUGUUUAUGUUUUUCAUUUCAUUACAGGCGGUAGACCACGCUGAUGGAGAAAAAGACGCACACGCCUUCUUCACUUUUCAAAGAUAACCUUCACCGACUGAAGUCUUCUUGAUUUAGAGACUUACCUAACUGGGCUCACGUUACACAACAUACUUUUUGUAAUAUUUGUUACAGCCUCCGGCUAGAGCUCUGAACGGGUCUGGCACUGAUAACCUCAUUUUUAGCGUUAGACCUCCACCACACCUCUUCCCGAGACCCUCACGCGUCUCAGAUCUUCCUGCUGGCGGAGAAACGCAUGUCCUGCAGCACGCAGGCUUGUUUUAAAGAGACUUGGGGCCAGAGGCCAACUGACUGCGUAAAACAGUGGUUUGGGUUAUACCUCGUGUAAAUAACUGACGCUUAGUGUUUCUGCUGUGAUACCGGAUAUUUCUAUUUAUUUCGCGGACAAGAACCGUAAUAAAAUUUGUAGAGUGUUUAUUUUUUUCCCGCAUUCAAAUUUUGCUGGACGAUAGUUUUAAGAGGGAUGAUAUUCCGCUGUCAAGUAGAAAUGCGACUAGUCAAUAGGAUCUUAAUAGUAUACUUUGUUCGCUACUUCAAAAAUGGCACUAUCGCAGAAAGCGAAAUUCACGAGUCGAUUGAAAAAGAUUUCCAGCCCGGGUAAAAAAAGGGUCUCGACUCUAGAAUCUUUCGACCUCUUGUGUCCAUUGUAUGUUCCCGCG
Molecule: messenger RNA, 8816 nt
Organism: Pocillopora meandrina
Lineage: Eukaryota; Metazoa; Cnidaria; Anthozoa; Scleractinia; Pocilloporidae
Source: the annotation of a GenBank genome assembly